AAAAUGUUGAAAAACUGUUGAGCCUUAAAGAUGCAAACGGCCAUGGACACGGCCGCCAUGGCCCUGGGCUCCGGCCUGAGCUCCUCCGGCUCCAGUUCCGGUCCAGGCAGCAGCAGCAGCAGCGGGAGCAGUGGCAGCAGCAGCAGCGGCUAUGGCAGCGCCACAACCACGCCCACCAGCGGCGGUGGCCACUAUGAGGCAUCACCCACCACGAUGCCCAUGGCCACGAUUGCCACUGUGGCUCCCUUCUACAGCGAGGCUCUGACCUCCUUGGAUGCCCAGCAGCGGCAGCAGCAGCAUCAGCAUCAGCAGCAACAGCAACAGCAUCAGCAGCAGCAGCAGCAGCAACAGCAGCCGAGUCCGGGUCACUAUUACCAUCAAAACUAUGGGUAUAGCAACUCCCUGCCCCUGGAUCCAGCCUACAAUUACAGCGGCUCACCGUACAACGCUUACAGUUCCGGACAGCAGCUGUCGGGGAAUACGUAUCCAGUGACUGGAAGUCGUUAUGAAAAGUUGGCCCCCAGCACGAUACCAAAAUACGGAGGAGCAGGAAGUUCAAUUGGUUCAGGUGGCAGCGGAGGAGGGAGUACAAGUCUAAAGCCUCAAGCCACGGCCACGCCCUUUUACGCCCAGUCACUGUCCGGCGGAGGAGCAGCUGGAUCUGGCGGCUAUAUGUCCCAAUCGAAUCCCAUGUACGAUCCCUACAAGUACAAGAUGCCAGCCCAGGCGACGGCUCAGCCGACCAUGAUGACGAGCAGUCAAGUGGCUAGCAAUCCCAAUCCCUAUGGCCAUGGGUUGGCCCUUAAUCCCAAUUCCCAGAAGCAGACCCAGAUGCACUCACUCCCUCAGCAGUCGCAGCCGCAGCUUACCCAACUGGAGGCGAACUAUGCGGCCAUUAAGCCUAGCCGAAGUUACCAGGCCAUGCCUGCGGUCGCCUAUGGGGGAACUGGAGGAGGACCUGGUGGUGGCAGCACCAUGCCAGGCAGUGGCAGCGGAGGAGUACCUAGUAAUCUAUCGGGGGCCACAUCGGCUCAAUAUUACGACAAGUACGGGAUGCCCAUGUCCAUGUAUUCCCCAAAUGGCGGACUACCCAUGUACAAUCCGGCGGAUUUGGGUCCCGAACCUGGGUACCGGAAGACUGGAAACAAUUGUCACUGGAGUGUGGACUAUAAUGCGCCCAAUUGCAGAACUCUGCCACAGGCGCCGGCGGUGGUCAAUAGCUCCUAUCAUCAUCCGCAUCCAGGACCUGGUCCCGGACCCACCAACACUGACCUUUACUAUGGUUCCACGAAGUACGACAAGUAUGGUGGCAGCGGAGGAGUCACGCCCUAUGCCAGCAAUCCCUAUGCAGGACCAGCGAUCACACAGUCAUAUGCCGGCAGGAAUCUAUGGUCGGGAGCGGAGAAUCCGCCAGCAAAUCCCCGCCAGAAUUGCUGCUCCCAGGGUUAUGCCUUGAACCAGCAGGGUUGCUAUUACCCCAGGAGCAAUGGGUACGGUUCGCUGGGACCGGCAUCAUAUGCGGCGACGGGCAGUGUGCCACAAGGACAGAGCCAAUAUCCUGGCGGUGGCACCACCGCCGCCGCUUCCAUGAAGCUCAAGCAUCCGACUGACAUGUAUGUGGGUCAUGCCCCGUAUGAAGCCACGCCCACGCAACUGGGAUAUGGAUAUAACCACCCACAGGCACCGCCCGGAUCCACAACAUCGAAUAACAUGAGCACUCAGAGGUAUGCAGUGCCACCUUUGGGUCUGGGAAUGGGCAUGGGAAUCGGAGUGGGCAUGGGCAUGGCCAUGGAUCCCGGCAGCGGGGGCUACUACAACGAUCUCAAUCUGAACAGUCUGGACAGCUAUGUGAACCAGACGAUGCCACCGCAGCAAUCCCUACGAAGUCAGCCCUAUCCGGAUUAUCGCAAGAGAUCCGCACUGGUUGGUAAUACGUCCUCAACGAAUUGUUACCUGGGACAGGGAGGAAGUGGAGCAGGUCCUCUUACCGGCAGUAUAAGUGGACCCCUCACCAAUCUCGAUGCCCAUGUGGACAGCUAUGUGGGCUAUAAUCUCCAUGCCACUGCCGCCGCCAAUCUAAACUACAGCGUGGACUCCUCGAAAGCGGCCGCUGUAGCUGCCUCCAACGCUCAGUCCAACAAUAUUCGCGACUUUCUCUCCACCUGGAAGGUGGAUGAUGAGGACGAAGCGGGUGCGGUUCUGGAAAUGGAGCCUCCACCGGCCAUUGCUGUGGUGGCGCCCGUGCCCAACACGACAGUCAACUUUAUGUACGAAUCUCUGCCUCCUACGGGACCACAGGCCACAGCCGUGGUGGAUCAUCAGGGCAUGAAUUUGCCCGACAUCAUCAUAGACAUUGAGAAGGCGAAUGGGAAUGGCAUUCCUUCUGGGACAACAACCAGUGUGGAUGAUUCCUUUGCCAGCUUCGAUGUGGAAAAGGAGCUGGAUGAGUUGCGUCUCAAGACCUGUGUCACAGAGCAGCCGGUCAACGAUAGCGAUGCCCUGGCGGAGAUCCUACGACAACCGGAAGCAGCAAAUCUAAUUGCCAGUGAACCACAACCAGCAAUGCCUCUGCCCAGUCCCAUUCUCAGCAGCAACACUGAGAACUUUGAUAACGUUAUCCAACCCUCACAACCUGCUCCGCCGACGGUCCUGGACUUUGACCAGAACAACAGCUCGAAUUCGAAUGAAUCCACCUUUGCCAAGCAGUAUGAGACCUUUAUACACAAAAUCGAGGGCUCUGAGAGUGAAACGGAGGAGACAAAUCCCCAGGAUGAGGAUGAAUACAGAGAGAAUCCCAAGCGAUUUAAGUUCUACAAGAGAAAGCGACGAACCACUGAGCAGCAGAAUAGCCUCCAAGGGAACAAGGAUGAAGAGGAAGUACGGCCAAUGGAAGAGGUGAUACCAAGUCCCCCGGUGAAAGUCCUUUCCCCGAAAGCAUCGGCCAGAGCUAGUCAGAAGCUACUCGCCAAAAAGCGACGCAAUCGCAUCAAAAUGCUAAAGAUCCUGGAGUUCGAGAGUCCAAAGAUUAAGUAUCGUCAUUAUUUCAAGGCCCUGAAACUCUAGAAGCGAGCCGCCUCUAGCCGAACCAGGGAGCUGCGACAUCUGCUGGAGAAGCAGUUGAGCCGGCAUAGAGAGCACCGCCUGCCGCUGAUCAAGAGGCUCAUCAAGAAGUACAAACCCAGCCAGGAGCUACACAAUCCGCCCAGUCUCAAAGGACUGAGUGUGUCGGUCUUGAAUUCCUCGGAAUUUCGAAGCAGUUUGCUGAGUGGCACGGAUCGGGAGACGGUCAUCAAAAGUGUCUACAGCUACAAAGACAAGACUGAGGAAGAGGCUGGUGGAGUUCUGAAUCUUGAGGAGCAGAGCCUGGAUACCAUCAAGUCCCUGGAGCUACAGCCAAGCUUUAAGGGCUUCGAUGACUUUGAGAAUACGAAUUUGUCGCCAAAAAUUAAGCUGAGAGUGGAGCAGGAGGAGGAGGAGGAGCAGAAGCCUGCCACUGAAGGAGAAACUCCAGCAGAACCAGGUGCUGUUCCCAACAAAGAGGAGCAAAUCCAGGCCUGGCUGAGGAAUAAUAUGGAGGAUAAUGUUACGCCCACUCCGGAGCCAAGCCAACCGGUGAUUAAAAUAAUCCUCUCAUCAUCCUCAUCCUCAUCCUCUUCGUCGAGUUCGAGUUCCAGUAGUAGCUCCAGCUCAGAUGAUGAUACCAGCAGUACAACCAGCAACCAGGCAGGAGGAGAAGGAGAAGGAGUAGAAGGCGGAGAGGUGGCUUCCAGUGGCAGCAGUAGCUCAAGCAGCAGCAGCAGUAGCAGCAGCAGCAGUUCCGCAAGCUCACCGGAAAGCGACUUCAAUGAGCUGGCCGCCCUGGAAAGGGAACUCUCCCAAUCCCAAACGAAACCAGAAGAAUCUAAGCCAGCUCAACAGUCUCCCCUUGAGAUGAUCAAGAUCGAGAUGAAUACGGAGGAGGGAGACGAAGGGGUCUCCAAUCACGAUAUUGCCAAACUAAAGAAGAUCCUGGAGAGCGAUAGCGAGGAGCUGGCCACCAGUUCCCGCUUUGCCAGCGUACCAAAGCUAAGUGACCUUAGUAAGAUUGCCUUAAAUAGUUCCUUAAAGACAGAAGAAGAGUUAGUAGUCGUAAGAGAGAGUGCAUCCGAGGAAUCUCCCAGGGUGAGCAAUCCUGCUGCCCGAGAGCUGAGCGUGGAGGAGGCCCUGGCGGAGAUGUAUCAGCAAGGUGUGGCCUCUGAUCCCGAGGAUUUCGAGGGCAAGGAGAACGACGAGGAGCCGGAUCACAAUGGUCAGGAUGUGCUGCUCAUCAAUCUGGCCGAGAUCUUUGACUCCAGCAGCGAUCUCUAUGUGGUUCAGUGCGACAUGAACGAGAAUAUAUUGAACGUGGUGGCCAACGGAGAGGAGGAGGACGAGGAGGAGGAGGAUCAGGAGAUGGUGGAGAAUCAGGCCGACGAAGAACUCGUUCAGGUUAAUCCUGAGGUGGCCGCGCAGGUCAACACUUUGCAGCUCAUCCAAUUGCUGGCGGAACCACAGCCCGAGUUCGAUGCCAAUACGCCUUUGAUCCAUCACGAGGAGAUAAUCCGUGACGAGAAAUCCGAUCCGCAACAAGAUCGCCGCCAAUUGCUCAAGUAUCUCCAUGGAAAGUAUGUCCAGAGUCGGAUCAGUCGCUACUACCAUGUCCAUCGCAUCCUGCGGAAGUACAAGCGCCAGCGGGCGGGCAAGAAGCGGAGGAGCCGCCGCAGGAUCACCUAGGAUACCAGCUUCUACCAAAGAUAUUUCUGGUCCCUGGACAGGAUAGAUGUGUGAGGCUUAAGUAGCACACACACACACACACACAAGCAGCUAAACUUUUUACCAGAAUCUCAAGACUUUUUUUGCUUUUUAAAUAUUUGAAUUUGUUUUAGGAAGUGGAAUAUUUUAGGGAAAUCAUAUUACUUUUGAAUAAUUUUACGAUACUUAUUUUACUAACGAUAUAGAGAGAGAGUAUCAUAUAUAGAUAUAUAUAUAGUAUAUUUUAGAUAUCUGUGCAAUAUUUACAUGGAAAAAUGUCGUGUUUAUCUGAAAUCCGCGAUUCGAAUCUCGAUGAAUGGGUUAAGCAUGAGUAAGCAGCGUUAGGUGACGAGGAGGGUUAAUUUCGGGGGCAAAGUCGGGGAGUUCGAGUCGCGUGCAAUUAACGAGAUAUAGUAUAUAUAUAGAUAUGUGUAUACCUUAUGUUAUCUUCUAAUGUAUCAGCGUUUUAGUCGCUCAGCGAGUUGGGCCAUUUUAAAAUGCUUUUCGCCAAAGGUCAGGCGCAGAUUUGAGAUACAUUUCGCAUUAUACAUAUACAUAUAUAUACAUAUAUAUAUGUACGUUCCAGUUGCGUGUCAGCCUCGGCCUUCGUAGUUUAAUUUUGUUUUAGAUAUAAAAAUAUAUUGCCACCAAAUGCAGCCUAGACCAAAAAGUAAACCAUACAUAUAUAGUGUUCGAUCUGUUAGAAGCCCAAGACUUUGUUUGUUUGUUUUGUUUUCUGUUUAGAGCAAUUCUUCUUUGUUAGGUUCCUAGAGCAAUUUGUUAUCAUCGGUUUUUUUAGGGGGAUUACCAAUAGUGUUAAGCUUUAAGCCCCCGCUAUUCCUAUACCAACCAAAAGCACCAGAGUUCCGCGGCAAAAGACCAUCCCGAAUUGAUCCAGGCAGAUCUUUAUGGCAUAUAAAAUAUAAUUCGUUAUGGCGAAACCUUAACAAAUUCAAAACGCUGGACUUGUGUAAAACGCAGAUGCAGAAUAUGAAAAAUAAAACUUAUAUAUAAAUACAUAUUUAUAUAUAAAACCAAGGGCAAUGCCAACUGUGGAACAGACUUCGGGUGCUGUUUUUUUAAGUCUUACUAAAAUCUGAAUGUAAUCUAAUCUUAUAAUCGAAACCACCUAGAUGUCUUUUUCUCUCUCGUAACACAUUCCAAAGGACCAACUUUUUAGGAAACUAUAUACACUAUCUAUAAACUGAACACGAAUCAAGAAACUACUAUCUAAUGUCUAGCAAAAUCUCUAAAUGUACGUUCUUUCGUUUGUUAUUUGUAAUUUGUUAAAAAUCUAAAUAAUACGCUUAAUUUUAGUACAAAAGAACAGCAAAAUGCAAGAGCUAGCCCACUAAAUGUAGUAAUUAGUGUUUAGCAGUAACUAUAAUAUUAUUGCGCAAUAUGUACAUACACACCCCCACCCGACUCUCACAUUCUAUACAUACCCCAAUGGAUAUAUCUGUAUGUAUUUUCUAGCUGUACAAUUUGUAUAUCAGAAGGUUUUCAUUGUACCCCUUAGCGUUAAGAUUUGUGACUAUAUCAAUGUGAGUGUCUUUGAGCAAAAAACCAAACAAAAGGAACGAUAUACGAAAUACUAAA
This is a messenger RNA of Drosophila serrata, 6369 nucleotides long. RefSeq lists its product as uncharacterized. The record is from RefSeq and is a predicted model, not a curated record. Lineage: Eukaryota; Metazoa; Arthropoda; Insecta; Diptera; Drosophilidae.